UAUUUUAGCGCAAUCUGAGGUUGCGAAACUAAAUAUGGUAUAGUUCCUGUCGGAUUUAAUUAUUUGCCAUAAAUGUAUUCUUUUAUUAUGACUUUUGUGAGCGAUUUACAGAUAUCUAUUUUCGCCUUUCAAGUACUGUAAAUUAGACAGGACUUGGUAUUGUAUGACUGAAAUGAUUUUGCAAAUAUGGCUGCCGAGUGCGGUGACUUUCCUUAAGGCGACUUUGCUAUUACGUAACGCCAUUAAUCUUUGGUUGUGAAAUCAACAUGUUUCCCAUGCAAUCUGAAAACACAAGGGCCCACCUUGAAAUAAUCUAAACGCUAUAAUGUUGCUUUAUUCGCUCGUUGCAUUAAUGACAGUGUGUUUUAGUCAAGGUUACACCAUCAGAAGCUCGGUCUCGUGGGCUGUCACGAAUGAUGUGGUGGAUGAAGAGCUGGACCCGCACUCAGACGAAACGCCCGCUGUGCUCGUCGAUAAUAUCGGGAUCUGGAAACAAGCCUACCCGUCCUCUGUGUACCGGGACGGUCCAGACAAAAAAACUGAACAGAGGUCAAAAAGCGAGGACUUGUCAUCUGCAUCUCGUGUGUUUUCAUAUCGAAUAGCGGAGUUGAAAGUGCCGUCCAGUAUCCCUACCCCUCCGCCUCAUGAGGAGACGGCGAGGAUGGCCCGAUAUAUGGCACACUACAGCGACUGGGGUUACCUAGCAACCAUCUCCACGCAGGAUAAGAUCAAAGGAUUUCCAUUUGGAAACAUCUUCUCGGUCAGUGACGGUCCACUGGACAAUAGCACUGGAGUGCCUUAUUUUUACGUCACACCUAUGGACAACACGGUAACGGAUCUUCAGAGCUUCCCAUUUGCCUCCUUAACCUUUUCUCAAGCAGAAGGAGAUUUUUGCAGGAAGCAAGUUUAUGACCCUGAGGAUCCAAGGUGUGCUAGACUUACUUUGACUGGUAAAAUGGUGGAGGUGGAGCCAGAGGAGCUUGACUUUGCCAGAGAAGCUAUGUUUUCCAGGCAUCCUGUUAUGAAGAAGUGGCCCCCAGAACAUAAGUGGUUUUUCAUGAAGCUGGUUCUGGAGCAAGUUUGGUUGCAGGACUGGGUUGGAGGAGUCUCACUCAUUUCACUUGAAGAGUAUUUCAAAGCAACACCUUUCUGAGAAGGAAAAACAAUAACCAGAUUAUAGAAUGAAAACAGUAUAAAAAUAUUUAAACUGAUACGACUAUGGAAAUAAGAAAGUGCUUUUGACUAAAUGUUUUGCCUUGGCCAAGAUGUUCCAUGCCCCUGAAUUUUGCUGCUUACAUAUUCUUAAGGAGUUGUUAUAUGUAUAAAGGUUGGAAUUUUAGUUCAUGUAGUUUUGUGUUUACAUAUUUGUACAUAAACAUUCAAAUAACUCAUAUUAAAUCAUUCUACUAUAACCACUUCAGAAAAUUUAAACAACGCUGGCUCAGAUGAACUUCCUGUUUUGUUUUUUAAAACUGCACAAACAUUUGAAUGGAAUACAACAGAACAUUUGUAACCCAAUUAAAAUGUUAAAUGAAUGUCUUUUAAGAUGUAAUUAAUUAUAUAUGUACGAUUUUUAAAAAAUAAAUGAAAACAUGAAACUGAAGUGCUGUUGGACCUUGCAAAGUGGUCUAAAGGGCUGUAUAUUUUUAUACACAAUAAAAGUAUAUAAAAGUGUUUAUAUUAAAUAGAGAUUAAAUUAGGAUAUCUCCUCUGAAACUCAGUUUACAUUUAAAGUCUGACAUUUCAGUUAUGGAAUACAUACUUACAUUUCAGUUAAGUUUUAGGUCCAUAACUUUGUCUGGAGGACAGUUGUUAACAAGAACAAAAAUCAUCCUAAUGAAAACUUAAAUAAUAGUUUGUGCCUUGAAUUUUCACAAUGAUGCAUAUGCUGCACAACUGAAAUAAAGUAUUACGUGUACAUAUUAUG
Messenger RNA from Triplophysa rosa, 1927 nucleotides. It is a transcript of the gene creg2, whose product is annotated as cellular repressor of E1A-stimulated genes 2. The coding region runs from base 326 to 1153 and encodes 275 amino acids. The record is from RefSeq and is a predicted model, not a curated record. NCBI's taxonomy places the organism in Eukaryota, Metazoa, Chordata, Actinopteri, Cypriniformes, Nemacheilidae. The transcript is spliced from 4 exons.